Molecule: messenger RNA, 2583 nt
Organism: Solea senegalensis (Senegalese sole)
Lineage: Eukaryota; Metazoa; Chordata; Actinopteri; Pleuronectiformes; Soleidae
Gene: lpxn
Product: leupaxin
Exons: 9
Coding region: 1043-2236 (397 amino acids)
Biological process (GO): muscle structure development; actin cytoskeleton organization
Cellular component (GO): stress fiber; filamentous actin; Z disc
Molecular function (GO): actin binding; muscle alpha-actinin binding
Source: RefSeq, a predicted model, not a curated record
CUGGAACUUAAGCUAUUUGUAUUAAGCGAAUACAUAAUCUUUUAUUCCAAUUUUCGCUCCACGGUGUAUAACAUUGAUCGUACUCACUCCUUAUUUUCUACAUUGCAGUCAGUAGAGGACACACGCGCGCGUUCACGUCGAAGAGGCGUGACAUUUCGCGCACGUGAGCCAAGGAUGCGUAACUAUAAAUCGAUAUAUAUCGAUAAUGUAUAACUCUUUAUCGCACGUACACACUCUCACAUGUCAGCUGAAGCCACAUGGAAAUGCAGUGUUACUAUAAAUAAUGUGGUUUAAUUGUUCAAUGUAAAUUUGUAUCAUAUAUGUUUUUAUUUAUUAUUUUUAUUUAAAGUGCAUUUUGUUGCCUAGUGCAAAUUAUUUGAAGCUAAAGUUUUCAAUACUUAAAUAUACAUACAUAAUACAUAAAUAUAAUAUAACACAACAAUAAAUUACAGCAUGAAUGGCAGAAUGAAACAGCCAUGACUUGCACCAGGGGUCUCAAACUCAAACGACCUGUGGGCCAGUCUUGUCUGGUCAGGAGGACCACAAUUAUAUCACAAUAAUGUUUUUUGUUUCCGAUAUUUAAAUAAAAUGACAUAAUAAAAGUGCCUGUUUUGAUAUGGAACAAUAGAUAAAUGUAGUUGUGAUGCAAAAUGAGUCUGUAAAUAAAUAAAUAAAAAGAACGACAGAAAUAAAUCCUUAGAAAUUGAUAUUAAGAGGAGGGCCACAUAGUAAGUGGACCACGGGCUGCGAGUUUGAGACCUCUGACUUAGACACAUCUGCUCUGGUAGUAUCCAACUUAUAUAGUCUAUGGCUUCCCCUGCUCCCAAAAACAUCUCACACUAAAUGUUGAUGCUUUGCUUAAGUAACAAAUGGGCUUAAAUGAUGUCAGAGGAAGUGAAGAAGUGAAGUGUGAAAUACAAAUUGGUCACCUUAGUAACUACUAGAAAAAAAAACCCCAGAAAAACAGACGCAUGAAAAAAAAAUAUCUGUACACUCAACUCACUUUCAAGUUGCUUUUGUGCUGAGAGCAGGAAGACGCAACAUGGAUGAGCUUGAUCUGCUGUUGCAGGAGCUUGCACUGGAGGCAGCUGCUUCAAAGAGUGUCAAGGAAAACAGCACGGAUGAUGCAGCCAAAAGAGAGGUGCCAGCUGCAGACUAUUCUGUACUUAACAUGAAAGAAAAAGGCUCAGCUGACUCAAAUGUCUACAGUGAUCUUCCAUCUUCCGUGGCAGCUUUCUCGAACCCAGACUCUCCCACUAAGGAGAUGGACACUGUUUUGCAAGAUCUGAUGGGUCUGGUGGAAAGAGAGGAUCCAACAGCUUCAGCAACCCCUCCACCACUUACACAAAAGCAGUCCAUAAAAAGGAAAGCAAAUGAGGGACAACAAGAGAACAACAAGAGCAGCAGCAAAGCAGGUUCUGAUGCAGAGACCUCGACCAGAAGCACAAAAACUGAUACUAUAGAUGACCUGCUGGGAGGACUGAGUUCUGACCUGGAGAGGAUUGGAGUACGCACCACAGUCAAGGGCCACUGUGCCUCCUGCAACAAAUGCAUUGUGGGAAAGAUGAUCACUGCACUGGGUGAAGUGUGGCACCCGGAGCACUUUGUGUGUGUGGUUUGUAAAACAGAGCUGAUCACCACAGGCUUCUUUGAGCGAGACGGGCAACCGUACUGUGACAAAGACUAUCAGCACCUCUUCUCACCUCGCUGUUCGUAUUGCAAAGGACCCAUUUUACAGAACAUCUUGACAGCGCUGGACCAGACUUGGCAUCCCGAGCACUUCUUCUGCACAUACUGUGGAGGCCUAUUUGGACCUGAAGGUUUCCUAGAGAAAGAUGGGAAGCCAUAUUGUCACAAGGACUUCUACUGCCUCUUUGCUCCCAAGUGCUCUGGCUGUGGUGAGUCAGUGAAGGAGAACUACCUGACUGCAGCCAAUGGCACCUGGCAUCCAGAGUGCUUCGUCUGUGCAGACUGCCUGCAGCCUUUCACCAAUGGCUGCUUUAUGGAGUUGGACGGUCGACCUCUCUGCUCGGUGCACUUCCAUUCCAGGCAAGGCACUCUGUGCGGCGGCUGCGGUGUGGGCAUCACAGGCCGCUGCAUCUCCGCUCUCAAUCGCAAGUUUCACCCUGAGCACUUUGUGUGCGCCUUCUGUCUGCGGCAGCUCAGCCAAGGCAUCUUCAAGGAGCAGAAGGGGAAACCUUACUGCGCCACUUGCUUUGACAAACUCUUCGUGUAGGGGAUGCAGGACUUGACACAGAGAUCAUGCAAAGGAUACACUGUAGAUGUUCGGUUUCACAUUCAUUCAAAAGUAGACAUCUAUACUUCUUACAUCACACACUUGUAUUUGCAGAUGAGAAAUAGACAUUUCACAAAUUCAAGGCUGACUGAGCUACAUGACAAGUGAUUUUAGAUACUACUAUGAUGAAUUACAUGGUUAAGAGUGCCUAACAAGGAGUGUGAUUUAAAUGACCAGUAGUUGUGUAAAGAUAUCAAGGGAAAAUGCUAACAUAGUAAAAUAAUGAAUGACACGGUUGUUAAACACAGGAAAAUACUUAUUUCCUGUAAUAAAAGUUAUUGAAGAAA